GACGCAUAGAAGGAGUGCCCUAGCAGCAGCCAUUUUGCCUGAACCGGCGACACGAUUUCGCGGUGCGGUUAGCUAUUUAUCUAAAUUUUAUAUCUAAAUUAAUGGUAUCGCUACAUAACUUCUCAAUAAAUCGUGUUCUUUUGAUUUGCGCGUAAAUUUAAGUAAAUAGUAACGUAAAAGGGCAUCAGUGAAUAAAUCCUCUCCUAUCGUCCACGAUGUCCGUCGACAAGGAGGAACUGGUGCAACGCGCCAAGCUGGCAGAGCAGGCUGAACGAUAUGACGACAUGGCGGCUGCGAUGAAAGAAGUAACGGAAACCGGCGUCGAACUCAGCAAUGAGGAAAGGAACCUCCUUUCCGUUGCUUAUAAAAAUGUGGUAGGCGCCCGACGGUCGUCAUGGCGAGUCAUCUCCUCCAUUGAACAAAAAACCGAAGGUUCGGAAAGAAAACAACAGAUGGCAAAAGAAUAUAGGGUUAAAGUAGAAAAGGAGCUCAGAGAAAUCUGCUACGAUGUACUGGGCUUACUUGACAAGCACCUUAUCCCUAAAGCUAGUAAUCCAGAAAGUAAAGUAUUUUACCUCAAAAUGAAAGGAGAUUACUACAGGUACCUUGCGGAAGUGGCCACAGGAGAAACCAGACAUUCUGUUGUAGAGGAUUCACAGAAAGCAUACCAAGAUGCUUUCGAGAUCAGCAAGGCGAAAAUGCAGCCCACACACCCAAUAAGGCUGGGCCUGGCGUUAAAUUUCUCCGUCUUCUAUUAUGAGAUAUUAAAUUCACCAGACAAGGCGUGUCAGCUCGCCAAACAGGCGUUCGACGACGCGAUCGCUGAACUAGACACACUGAACGAGGACUCGUACAAAGACUCGACGCUGAUCAUGCAGCUGCUGCGAGACAACCUGACGCUGUGGACGUCGGACACGCAGGGCGACGGCGACGAGCCCGCCGAGGGUGGUGACAACUAAUCUAACGCCGCACUCACCCCAGCACACGCAUUUGUUCUUAUUGGUGUUUUAUAAGAAAACGAGUAACAUUCGAGAACGCCGCGAGGCGCGGGUCUUCCGCCGCUGAUGCGAGCCUUCGCUUGUAAAAAAUGUUAAAAAUGUCGUUCGCAGCGGACCUUCACGUUCCGUCUAAAAUUAAAUGUUAUGUGUCAUCUUUGACGGUUUUGUAUUUCUGUAUUUACACUGGAUUACAGAUAUCGAGCUGACCUGAUGAAUAUAAAUAUUUAUAACUUAAGUUAUUAAAAUUACGGUUUCUUAAGUUAAAAGUGUUUUCCUUUCAUUAAUAGAGUAAAACAGCCUGGUCGGCCCCAAAGUAACAUUCCUUUCGCCGCAUGUCCGCAGUGAAAUGGAGAUCAUGAUGGUGAAUAUUGUUUUGAGAAUUAUGCUAUUAAUUAAACAUUUGUUAAAAUCGCCAAAUAAUCCGAUCAACUUAAAAAAUCAUAAUAUAAUCCACAAACUGUACAUAAUGGCUGUAUCAAAUCAGGGCACAAAAAACUUGUUAGUGUCUCAUCGUUUUUGUGAUGUCCUCAAAAUUUUAAUAUUACCAAAGUUAUUGUCGACAUUAACCAAUUUGUUGUGCCCAUCACUGAUUAUACUAUCAUUCUGAAUUUUCAAGCAUUUAUUAGCGAAAUAGUUUUUGUGAUGGCCAAUAUUGUAACAUUUCUGCUGCAUUUUAUCAGCCAUUAAUCUAUUAUAUUUUUCAUGUUUUCACCAAUAAACUUUUGUAUUAAAUACAA
Messenger RNA from Manduca sexta (tobacco hornworm), 1735 nucleotides. It is a transcript of the gene 14-3-3zeta, whose product is annotated as 14-3-3 protein zeta. Lineage: Eukaryota; Metazoa; Arthropoda; Insecta; Lepidoptera; Sphingidae. Gene Ontology annotation, cellular component: cytoplasm. The transcript has 5 exons. Gene Ontology annotation, biological process: signal transduction. The record is from RefSeq and is a predicted model, not a curated record. Bases 216 to 959 code for a protein of 247 amino acids.